This is a messenger RNA of Cooperia oncophora, 282 nucleotides long. The record is from the annotation of a GenBank genome assembly. Lineage: Eukaryota; Metazoa; Nematoda; Chromadorea; Rhabditida; Trichostrongylidae.
AUGUCAUAUAUUUCAGUCAACGAUGUUGAGGGAAUGCUUGAACAGAACGCGCAAAAGAAGAGUCGAUCACCGUCAUUGGCUUCGUUGCGAAAUGGUAGCAUAUCCCCGAGCCGAGACCCCUCCGAGCCGCUUCCGUACAGAGCACGGCGCCAUACAGCGACAGCCGAUGAAUUGCUGUAUCCGGCUGAGAACGUUGAGCCGACGUCUCCUAAAGAACCAGAAACAACAAAGCCGGAAUCAGCCCCGGAGGAGGAGAAGAAAGAGAAAAAACAACGAGUGUAA